This is a messenger RNA of Tripterygium wilfordii, 527 nucleotides long. RefSeq lists its product as uncharacterized. NCBI's taxonomy places the organism in Eukaryota, Viridiplantae, Streptophyta, Magnoliopsida, Celastrales, Celastraceae. The transcript is spliced from 2 exons. The record is from RefSeq and is a predicted model, not a curated record. Gene Ontology annotation, biological process: plant-type secondary cell wall biogenesis. Bases 30 to 446 code for a protein of 138 amino acids.
UCAAUACUUUCUGUAAUCUUAAAGAAACAAUGGCCUCUCCAAGCACCACCACCACCACUGUCCCGGCGCCGCCGUCAUCGGACAACCAGACAACAGUCAUAGUCAUUGUCUUUGUCUCAUUUGGUGGGAUUUUGUUGCUGGCAUUCCUUGCAGUUGGUCUAUGCUGCUUAAUCAAGAAGAAGAAAAAGAAGACAAUUGAAGAAACAGAAGUUGUACAUGUUGAUGAGCAUUUGAAGGUGAAGGAAGGUAUUGUGGAAGGUCCACAUGGUGGAAAAGCUGUGGUGCUCGAGAUUAAUGAUGAUGUUCAUGUUGAUGAAGUGAUAAGGAAGAAUGAAAAACUUGGUCAUGCUAGGUCAGUAGAGGCCAACAAUAAUAAUAAUAAUAAUCCAGUUGCCAUUGAAGCAGCUGGAACAUCUUCCUCUGGUUCUGACCUUCAUCACCUUUAAAAACUCCUAAGAUUGUGCUUAAUUGCCAAAAAAAUGUAUGAUUGCAUGAAAUUGAUUUAAGAUUAAAUGAAAUUAUUGAUA